Messenger RNA from Eufriesea mexicana, 918 nucleotides. It is a transcript of the gene Tsen34, whose product is annotated as tRNA splicing endonuclease subunit 34. Gene Ontology annotation, molecular function: nucleic acid binding; tRNA-intron lyase activity. Gene Ontology annotation, biological process: tRNA-type intron splice site recognition and cleavage; tRNA splicing, via endonucleolytic cleavage and ligation. The record is from RefSeq and is a predicted model, not a curated record. The transcript is spliced from 5 exons. Bases 16 to 918 code for a protein of 300 amino acids. Gene Ontology annotation, cellular component: tRNA-intron endonuclease complex. NCBI's taxonomy places the organism in Eukaryota, Metazoa, Arthropoda, Insecta, Hymenoptera, Apidae.
UUUAAUAUUUUAAAAAUGAUAGAUUUAAUUUCAUCAAGGAACAAUGUCUUUGUAUGGAGUGCAGAAGAUUGGUUGAAACUUCGAAAGGAUUAUCGAAUAACUGGUGAGCUCAUAGGUUGCCUACCAAAGAAACCUAGGCAAGAUAUACUUUUGGGUCUUCCAUUACUUUUACAGCCAGAAGAAGUAUCUCUUUUGCUUGAAAAAAAUAUUGCACGACUUAUACAAUAUUCAUGUUUUCAAAAACCACCAUCUGAUUCUUUAAAACAAGCUUUUGAAGAAUAUAGAAAUACAUUAUAUGCAGAACAAGAAAAAUGCUUAAGGAAUGAAAGACAAAAACAGGUGAUUGGUAUGAUGGACAGAAUUAUAGAAGGAAAAAAGCGAAAAAUACUUGGAAUUGACACAAGAAAGAAAAAAGCAAGAAAAUCAUUGGACUCGAAAGUUCAGGCAGCACUAAAUAAUAUAGAAAUAAAUAAACAAGAUUUAUUAGUAGAAGAAAUGGCAAAAUUACCCAAACUAGAUAAAAGUGAAGCUCUAAUUCAAACUCAUACAGUGUACCCAUGGACAUAUGAGGAAGAUGCAGAAAUUGUAGAAUGGAAAUAUCCAUCCAAUUACAAACAACAACUUCGAUAUAAAACUUAUAAAGAUUUAUGGGAAAGAGGAUAUUAUGUAACAAAUGGAGAAAAAUUUGGAGGAGACUUUUUAGCAUAUCCUGGAGAUCCUAUUAUGUUCCAUUCUCAAUUUAUAAUUUUAUGCAAAGAUAAAAAUGAAGAAAUUCCAAUAACUGACCUUUCAGCCCAGUGUCGAAUUGCUUGCCAUGUUCGAAAGACACAAGUAUAUGCUUUUCUUUCUAAAGAUCAAGACAUUAUAAGAUACCAAUCAUUUCAGUGGGCAGAAAGUGCUGCAUUUGAAAAUGUUUAA